AAGACUGCUUCGUCUCUUUCCUCGUUUCGUCUAGCUCCCUUUCCGUUUACUCGUCGCGGGUCGCAGCCGCCGGCCGCGUCCCCUUCCCAGCGUAUAUAAACCAACCGACGGAUUCGUCGCUCGCAGAUUUGAUUCCUGAUUCCCUGCCACUCUCCCGCGGCGCGCGCUGUGCCUCCCCGAUUUGGCCCCUUUCGCGCGAGUAUUUUGUACAUAUACACCCGCGCCUUUCCGGCAAAGCCCUUGGCGCUUUUGUUGGUUCGGAUCUUGCGCGGGGCGGGCGGGCGGGCUCCAUCCAGACGGACUUGAUUAUCUGCCAGAAGCCAUUUCACUAAGUCUGGUGAAGGCUGAGAGUAAUGAAGGUUGGGCCUUCAUUGUGAAGGUUAAAUAGAUGAAGGUGCAUCAAAUUUUGGCAGUUAGGCAUCAAGGAUAUGAAGUAGUCUGGGCAUAUCUCUACCCUCCCCCACAUUACACAUCUCCAAUGAGGGAUUGGCUUCCUGCGGAACAUGCCAGGGAAUUGACUGAAGAAGAGAGGGCCUCGCGUGUUGUUUUCAGACAGAUCCUAACAGCACCUCCUGUUCGAUCCAGGAGGUCGAAAAUAGCUUUCAUGUUCUUGACCCCGGGGACAUUACCAUUUGAAAGAUUAUGGGAUAAAUUCUUUGAGGGCCAUGAGGGAGGAUAUACCAUAUAUGUUCACGCCUCAAGGGAGAAGCCAGAACAUGUCAGUACCUUGUUUAUUGGGCGAGACAUACACAGUGAAAAGGUAACCUGGGGUAAAAUUUCUAUGGUUGAUGCAGAGAGGAGGUUGUUGGCAAAUGCUCUAGGAGACAUUGACAAUCAGCAUUUUGUGUUACUAUCUGACAGCUGUGUACCUUUACAUAAUUUUGACUAUGUGUAUGACUACCUGCUGGGAACAAAUCUCAGUUUUAUUGACUGCUUUUAUGAUCCUGGACCACAUGGAAAUUUUAGAUAUUCACAUAAUAUGUUACCGGAGGUUAGAGAGAGUGACUUCAGGAAGGGUUCACAAUGGUUCUCAGUCAAGCGUCAACAUGCGUUGAUGAUUAUUGCAGACAAUCUGUACUACAAUAAGUUCAAACUUCAUUGCAGGCCUGGGAUGGAAGACGGUCGCAACUGCUACGCUGAUGAGCAUUAUCUGCCAACGCUAUUCCAUAUGAUGGACCCAGAUGGAAUUGCUAGCUGGUCUGUGACUCAUGUUGACUGGUCUGAAGGAAAAUGGCAUCCAAAAGCCUAUCGGGCAAAGGAUGUCACUUACGAGCUUCUGAAGAACAUAACAUCAAUUGACAUGAGCUACCAUGUCACAAGUGAUAACAAGAAAGUGGUUACCCAGAACCCUUGCUUAUGGAAUGGAGUGAAGAGGCCGUGCUACUUGUUUGCGAGGAAGUUCUACCCUGAAUCCAUAAACAAUCUCAUGAACUUAUUCUCUAAUUACACACUUUUUUGAGUUCCCGAUAUCGGAGACACCACAGGAAUAUACAGGAAGUUUUUCGUUAUAGAAGUCUUUGUACAUUGGAGAACAGCAAAUUGAUUAACAGUAGCUGGGCAUAGAGAUAGGGGAGGGGAAGGGUUUCGCUGCAGCAACAGGGGGGGGGGGGUUCGGAAUUUAGAUAACCACGACGGGCCGUCGCCACUCCUUUAGGCUCGUGUAAUUCUCUCCUGAUUUUUAGCUGCAGAUUUUUGCCAUGUAUAUCGAGCUUAUUGUAACAAGGAAGAUCCAUUAGAUGGGAUCCUGGUGAGCUGUUCUUGAUUCA
Messenger RNA from Phragmites australis (common reed), 1766 nucleotides. RefSeq names its product glycosyltransferase BC10-like. Gene Ontology annotation, molecular function: glycosyltransferase activity. Gene Ontology annotation, cellular component: membrane. The record is from RefSeq and is a predicted model, not a curated record. The transcript has 12 exons. The coding region runs from base 389 to 1459 and encodes 356 amino acids. NCBI's taxonomy places the organism in Eukaryota, Viridiplantae, Streptophyta, Magnoliopsida, Poales, Poaceae.